GUAUAUAUAUAUGGCAAGCAAUAAAAGGCGCAUAAAUAGCUGGCACUUCAUCUUCAUCCCACUUCCACAAUUACCUGUAACACCUCUCUAUGGCCAGAUUCUUAUCAGACUUUCAGACCACAUUCCGACCACUUUUCUCUCUCCUCGAUCUCGAACCAAACAUGGAAUCAUCAAUCACCCAAUUCCCAGACCUAAUCUUUAAUCCCAUCCCUUCCUCCAUCGAAAACUCAUCUCUCAACUUUCAAAACCUAAUCGGAUUCCCCACCGAUCAUUUCUUCUCUCCGGGAAACAUGGAUUCCAAUUUUCCGGCGACUUUCCGGUCAGAAGAGAUAAAGAACGUACCCACCACGUUUUCUUGCCGGCCUGAUGUCCAAGAAUGCAAGAAGAGAAGGAUGUCCGAUCUUACAGAGAGCAGUUGCGGCGACUCGUCUCCUCCAGUUUCAGAAACCGGAGCUAGCCGGAAAAAUAGCUUUGGAAAAGGGAAGAGAAUGAAGAACAGUGAGAAGGAAGAAGAGAAGAAGGCAAAGGAGGUUGUGCAUGUGAGAGCUAAAAGAGGACAGGCAACUGAUAGUCAUAGUUUAGCAGAAAGGGUUAGAAGAGAAAAAAUCAAUGAUAGAUUGAGGUGCCUUCAAGACAUUGUGCCUGGAUGUUACAAAACUAUGGGCAUGGCUGUAAUGUUGGAUGAGAUCAUUAACUAUGUUCAAUCUUUGCAAAAUCAAGUUGAGUUUCUAUCGAUGAAACUCACGGCUGCGAGUACAUAUUACGAUUUCAACUCGGAGACAGAUGCAUUAGAAGAAAUGCAGAGGGCAAAGGCAAUAGAGGUACAAAAAUUACAGCAGAGAAUUGCAAGGCAAGGAGAUCAAUUAGGGCAUGAUCAAAUUCAAGGGUUACCCUCUAGCCAACAACAGGGUCUGUUUGACCUUUGUUUUGGAAGUUAUCCUACAAAUUAAUUAAUCACCACAAUCCUCCCAUAUGAUAAGGAGAAGAUGUUUCAUCUUCCAACCCUAAUUGUAAUUCAUACACCAAACAUGUCCCUACCCUACCCAACACCCAUCUUUUCCUUUUUAGCAAUUUUUAUUUUCU
Impatiens glandulifera is the source of this 1083-nucleotide messenger RNA. RefSeq names its product transcription factor BEE 3-like. Bases 90 to 950 code for a protein of 286 amino acids. Gene Ontology annotation, cellular component: nucleus. Gene Ontology annotation, molecular function: protein dimerization activity; DNA-binding transcription factor activity. The record is from RefSeq and is a predicted model, not a curated record. The transcript has 6 exons. NCBI's taxonomy places the organism in Eukaryota, Viridiplantae, Streptophyta, Magnoliopsida, Ericales, Balsaminaceae. Gene Ontology annotation, biological process: regulation of DNA-templated transcription.